AUGGCUGAAGUACCAGGGGCCAUUCCCAUUCUUGGAGAGAUUGUUGAGCGAACAGUUGUGGAAGGCACAGAUGUUAUGGUUGAUGCUACUUCCAACAGCAGGAAUAACACAGGCGGUUAUUCUUCACUUCGUCCUAUUCAGGCCACAGUUGGAAGGGCUUUUCCAUCACCGCACCCCAACCGUUUUUACGGUCAGCAGAAGAAGAAUGGACAUUCUCAACAAGUGAAGGAAACUAUUUCUAUAAAUACUACUAGUACUACUACUAUAACCAGUGCUGCUGCUGGUGGUAGUGUUAAUGAUUCUGUUGGAUUUACUGCUCAUGUGCAGCCGAUACCAAAUAAUAGUGAAAAUUCUACAGGGAUGGGUUUAGGCGAAUGUACUGGAGUUAUGACUUCAAUGGUGCAUCAACAUCAAUGGGAACCAAAGGAAUUUGAUGAUUUGGAAAGAGGUUACUACACUGUUCCACUUGCUUCUAGUGUGAGUGAGACUUCAACUACACAAAAUCUCUCUAAUGUGAUUCAAGGUGAAGCUUACGUGGAGCUACUUCUUAAAUUUCUUCGCAGUACCGUUCGCAAGCAUCGAGAGUGUGCUACAACCGCUUUAAGAGCACGACUCUUGAUAGACCCAAAAUUAAGAGAACGCUGUGCGUUUGGUCCUGGUUGCGCACAGUUGGUGCGUCUCAUCAUCACAGAAAUAUCUGCUGGACAUAUUGUUCCAUGUACAAUGGCUGCGGAAUGCCUUAUUUUACUCUUUUACGAUGCCGCUGGAGAAAUAACGGAGGCCGUUGGUGAGAUUGGUACACCUCCAACAGAUGCCUCUACCACAACUAGUACUGCUCCUACUGGUGUUGCAUCCACAUCUGAAAACGAUAAAGAUAUUCGAUAUGAUGAGUCUUCCUUUGCAGAGCUUUCGGAAUGGAUGCGGAGUGGUGAAGAGAGGGCGAGAGCACUGGAACAAUUAGGAUUAACAGGUGUUGUGAUAGACGCACUGCCGUUACUUCCCCCGCAGCUUGCCGCCCGUCUUUUGCUUGGUAGUGGAGUACUUCUGUUGCCAUCUGUGGCUAUUCGUGUAGCGUCAGAUCCACGUUUUGCACACUUUGUAAAUGAACGAAUGGGAAGUGUGGUGCUUGGAAAGAUAAGACUUGAGGAAGUAACAGAGGAAUUACUGCUACUGCGUCGUAUUUUACAUAUAAGAGAAGCAUGUACGGCUUUGCUUCCGUUACUACAUGAGACAUUUGUACUCUUUCUCCGUUAUGUGUGUGCUGUGCCUGUUUCGGAGAUUCACUCUAUUUCUGAAGUGAUUGCUUGCCUUUCGGCAUUCCUUAUACUUCGAGCUUUGAUGCGACAAGGUCUUUUUGGUGUUUUCUAUGAUAUCAGUGAUGCACUUUUGCCUUCUAAAGGAGUAGGGGUAUGUAUUCCAGCUGAGAUGUGGCUUCUCAUGACGGCUGGUACUCAUUAUGAUGAUGAUAAUGAUGAUGAUAAUCGUAAUAGUAAUAGUAAUAAUACUGGAUCAACACAACACAUGUCAUCAUCACAAACUAUGACGAGAUUUGGUGGGGAAUUAGCCCGUGAUGCGAUCUCUGCUAUUUCGACGCACAUUGAAGUUGUUGAGAGAUGUGUAGUGGAUGAGGCUUCAGUAGGGAAUUGUGCCUCAUUACUUACCGCAUUGACAUCUAUGCAUUACUUAGCAACCUAUUUCACUGUUUAUGGAGGUUUAGAAGAGGUAAUGAUAUUACUUGGAUCGGCAACAGAGACAAAGCGUACUGUACAACAGCUGAUGGCGAAGAGUGUUCUCACAUCAGAAGGUUUGCAACGUGCUUUUAUUCGAUUAAGCAAUAAUCAAAAUAGGAACUUAUCUUCUUCUCCCUCUUCUAAUACUAUUACUACUACUACUACUACUACUACUAAUAUACAGUAUUGCGGUGUACUUGAGACUAAGGCCUUUCAAGAGUCUUGCUGGGCUUCACUAACACAUGCUCGAGUUCGUCUGGCUGCAGCAGUGGGAUCAGAUCUCACCUUCUUUGGAACGGAGUGUGAUGCCAUAAUGGGUUAUCUUGCUGCUUUGGCUCUUAGUUUCGAAGAUAAAUGCAUGCAUCUCAGACAAGUAAUUGGUCAUCUCCUUCCAGAUGAAUUAUGUACAAUGAUUGAGAUUGUUCAGUUUAUGCAUCAACAGGCACAUACCGUAUCGGAUGGAAAAGAGCAGAGAUACAAACGUGAGGCAUAUAUUGCAGAAAUAUUCGUCUUGCAUAGUAUCGCAUUAACGAAACACGGUAUGGACGCUGCUAGUAAAAUCAUAAAGUCUAUUCUUGGAAUUCCUGAUAAUGUCGAUCUAAGUAUGGAUCAAGCACAAACACAAACACCACUAGCAACAACAACAACAACAACAACAACAACAACAACAACAAAAGAAAAAGAAGAAACAUUCAUAUCACCAUAUCUAGUUGAAUUAGGGAUGAGUUUAUGCCGUGCGGUGGUACAAAGUCAAUGGCCAUGGUUUCUUUUUCCACUUUAUGAUGAGGAGUUUAUCAACAAGUCCGCAUGGAGUGCUUGGCUACAGAGGACCCUUGGAGUACAUCAACGUAUGAAAUAUCUCUUACAAUGGGAUUUGAUUCUAUGCCACCUGCUAAAAUGGGGAGUUUCACAUCGUGAGAUAGUGCGGGAUUGGCAAAAUCCUUCAAAAAAUAAUAAUAAUAAUAAUAAUAAUAAUAAUAAUAAUAAUAAUAAUAAUAAUAAUAAUAAUAACGAUAAGAACGCCAUGAGAGAUGAUAACGAUCACUAUGCUCUUUUAAAUCUCUUGGAAACCUUAUACGCUGGGGUAUUACCACAGGCAGGCGUGGGCCUCAGUGCCUCUGCCUCCGAGACACUAAAGGCUCUCACGGCCUACGCCUCUCCACAUGCGGAGGAGUCCAUGACUCAAUCUCUCUUUGAGGCCUUAACCAUCACGGCCACAGCCGCUGAUCCAUCAGUAGUAGUUGCCAUUGUUCGACUACUUUCUCAUACAAUUCUUGAAGGAAAUGCGUAUUCAUGUAGUGAAAUUCAUUUGGAUACUUCUGAGGUGCAAUCAUCUUUUAGAGGUGAGGGACUAUUGAAACGAUGGGCGGCAACAGGACGUUUGAGUGAUGCCGCACCUAAACGAGGUGUUGUAGAGUGGGAUUUGGAAAAUUUUGUGGAGUUACUCUUAUUAUUACAAUCACAGGAAAUGAUAACAAUGCCGUGUGAUGACUCUACUGUGUGUAUAGAGAAUGGGAAUGCUAUUUCAAUGCUGCGACUGUUGGUGGAGGGAAUUGCGGUGGAGUAUUUGCAACAACACCAGCCACUCUCUGCGUUUGAGCGUGAGGUGUUAACGCAAACAAGGGAGGAGGCAUCAUGGUGGCCGGCGUGCUUGUGUGAGGAGAAUCUUGGUGGAUCCCACUGUAUUUCACACUGA
Molecule: messenger RNA, 3426 nt
Organism: Trypanosoma theileri
Lineage: Eukaryota; Euglenozoa; Kinetoplastea; Trypanosomatida; Trypanosomatidae
Exons: 1
Coding region: 1-3426 (1141 amino acids)
Source: RefSeq, a predicted model, not a curated record